Molecule: messenger RNA, 2576 nt
Organism: Coregonus clupeaformis (lake whitefish)
Lineage: Eukaryota; Metazoa; Chordata; Actinopteri; Salmoniformes; Salmonidae
Product: SIN3-HDAC complex-associated factor
Exons: 6
Coding region: 225-1058 (277 amino acids)
Biological process (GO): negative regulation of cell migration
Source: RefSeq, a predicted model, not a curated record
AGCCAUUUAUGCAAACUAGGUUGAUUGAAGAAAAUCAGAAAAUGGAGGCGUGGAUGGCGCGCACGCGCAGUGAGUCCACAACUACCCAGUCCCAGACACAGCGAGCGAGACGUCAACAACAGAGAGCUGGUUACUGAUGCUGGUGAAUUGUGAGAGUAAUCACAUUGUAACGACUCGUGUUCAAGGUUAUUACUUUGUAUUAACUACGUUCGAUUUGCAUCAAGAUGUUUGGCUUUCACAAGCCGAAGAUGUACCGGAGUUUAGACGGCUGUUGCAUCUGCCGCGCCAAGUCCUCCAGCUCGCGCUUCACGGACAGCAAGCGGUACGAGAAGGACUUCAUGAGCUGUUUCGGAUUGUGUGAAACUCGGUCUGGAGAAAUCUGCAAUGCCUGUGUACUCCUGGUGAAACGAUGGAAGAAACUCCCAGUGGGGUCUAAGAAAAGCUGGAAUCAUGUGGUUGAUGCCCGAGGAGGCCCCAGCCUAAAGAUGUCUUCCAGGCCAAAGAAGCUGAAGUCCCUCUCCAAGAGAGCCAGGCCAAGCCAGAUCAGCCGACUGCAGAAAGAGCUGAAGAGAAACAACUCUGAUGCCCACAGCACCACGUCCAGUGCCUCCCCGGCCCAGUCUCCCAGCUACAGCAACCCCUCAGACGAGGGCUCCGACACAGAGCUCUCCCCUGGCUCCAGCCGCUCCCCUGUCUUCUCCUUCCUGGACCUCACCUACUGGAAGAGGCAGAGGGUGUGUUGUGGGAUCAUCUACAAGGGCCGCUUUGGGGAGGUGCUCAUCGACCCCCACCUCUUCAAGCCCUGCUGCCGCAAGAAACAGCAGCGGCAGCGGCUGGAGGAGGAGGAAGGGUACGAGGAAGUGGAGGUGGAAGUGGUAGAAGUGGCGGAGGAGGUGGGGAAGGAAGAGGAGGUGGAGGAGGAGGAGGAGGGGGAGGAGGUGAAGGUGAAGAGGUCAAACAACAGCCAGAAGAGCUUAGAGACUCCUCAGCUACAGGUCACCAUGACAACACCUCAGACCGAAGAGGAGGAGGAGGAGGUUGAGGAGGAAGACUGGUAACGCUGCACCACAGUGUGUGCAUCUUUAAAGAAGCCUUGGGAGUGCUCCUGGAUUACAAGCGCUUACAAAAAGAAGUUACGUCGGAAUGCCUUCAGUCAACGAGCAGCUGAAACCUAUUUAGACUUUUUUUUUCUGUAAUUUUGUUUGUUAGUUUGGUAACUUGUGGACUGACUGAGCCAUCUGGUCUUGUACUUGGUAUUCUCCUUGUCCUGGGUUCAUGCUCAUUAGGCCGGGCAUGCAACGGAAAAUGAAAAUGAGCUUUUCUUAUUGGGCAAGUCCAUGUAGUACCUACGUGUUGCAAUCUAUUUUCUUCCAUUUGGUUCCUAAUGAAUACGACCCAAAUGUUCUAACACCUCUCUUGGUGUGUUUUUCUCCUUGACAUAAAAUGCUGUAGCUCUGACUGAUCGGCAGCCUACCUUUUACAGGUUACGGUCGUACAGUAGCACUUGUAUUAUACUGAAACACAUUCACAUUUACACUAUUUUUAUCUAUUCUGUAUAUGGGCCUGUAUAUAUUUAUAUAUGGGCCUCGGUUGAGAAAGGCCUAUUCACAGCACCAACAGCCAAUACACCAGCCUUAAUUUAGUGAGGGAAGGCAGCGCCUGUGUUUUGUCAGUGUUGGUACUAACGGAUGAUAUUACAGGGAAAUUUCAAAAAGGUUCAACUUGAUAUUUAUUAUCUCCAACACCACCCCAACAUCAAAAUAUUUUAAAACGGCAGGUAUCUAUGUUUUGUAGUCAAAAGGAUGCACACCAGAUUAUGUAAAAGAAAAUUAUGAUUCUGGAUGAAAAACAUUUGACAUCAUGUGAUUUUUAACCAACUAUGAGCAGGCAAAGGUUAGGAAACUAACUACCUCAUCAUUUCAAAAGUGUUUCUGGAUUAUGUCAUCGGAAACAUUUUUCUUCCUCUAUCUGCCUCCCAUCUUUAUGACUACACAACAUUGAAGCGCGCUAUUUUCGCAUAUGUUGAUGUGGCGCUGGAGAUGAUGAAUAUGAAGUUGAAAAUUGUGAAAUGUCCCUUUUUAAGGCAUAAUAGUUAGUUGCUAGUUUGUUGAGUUUUCUCCUGCUUAUUAUGUAUUAAUGGAGGCCUUAGGCUUUCAAAAUGAAGAGAAGCAACACAGUGUGUUUUACAUGAAGAAAAAAUAACCCCUCUCAUCCAAAAUAUCUGGAGAUCAGAUGCAUAAGUCUAAUAAGCUAUUGCAUGGCCUUAAAAGCAUAACUCAAUUUUUUUGGAAGUCUUGCUCGUAUUUUCCAGACCUAAUGACCCGAAGCCCCAAAGUAUUGUUUUAUUUAAAAGGGGAAUACAUGUCACAAUUGUCUCCUCUGCUGUAUUAUACACCAGCAAGUACAAUAGUGACCAGUUCAGAUCAUGAACUAUUCCUUCUAGAGGCUGGAAUACUUUUAUACUUUAGUUUUUCUUACUGUCAGUAAGGGGACAGGAUUAUGUAAUUAGCACACACACACAUUUUGUUCUUCUAUCCUCGUGGGGACCUAAAAUUAAUUUCCAUUCAAAAUCAAAU